UUUCUCAUCCUGGCUCGAUGGUGCUGAGGCAGAGGAGAGGUGUGGUCAGCUGCGCUGUCAGACGCGCACCAACACAUCCAACACUAACCCUUUCUCUGACCACAGCAGAGAGCUAUAGGCUCCCUCUCAGGAUCAUCUGACCCGGACUGGUGCUGUGGGCGGAUUGGAGCAUCUCUGCGCUGGACAGAGGGGGGUGCAAAGCGCGGCUGAGUGAGUGAGUGUGCGGGAGGGAGGAUCUGAGCUGCAGCAGCUCUCUGACGGAUCUGUGGAGGAAACGAUGAGCACCGCAUUUCAGCAGCAGGCGGUGCAUGGUCCCCUGGAGCAGUCUAAGGGGCCGCCCCAUAGUGGGCCCAUUCCGUGUCAGAACUGUGGCAAGGCCUGCAAGGGGGAGGUGCUGCGAGUGCAGAACAAACAUUUCCACAUAAAGUGCUUUGUCUGUAAAGUGUGUGGCUGUGACCUGGCACAGGGAGGGUUUUUCGUGCGGCAGGGCGAGUACAUCUGCACUCUGGAUUAUCAGCGUCUCUAUGGCACCCGCUGCUUCAGCUGUGAGCAGUUCAUUGAAGGGGAGGUGGUGUCCGCUCUGGGCAAGACAUAUCACCCACGCUGUUUUGUGUGUGCUAUGUGCAAACAGCCGUUUCCUGCAGGCGACCGUGUGACGUUUAAUGGGAAAGAGUGCAUCUGUCAGAAAUGCACUCAGCCUCUGCCUGCCAACAGCCCAGCACCCGUUCAGGCUGUCCACAAUUGCUGUGGCUGUGGUAAGGAGUUUAAGAAUGAGCAGUCUUUGGUGGCACUGGAUAAGCACUGGCAUCUUGGCUGCUUCAAGUGCAAAGUCUGCAAUAAAGUACUCAAUGCAGAGUACAUCAGCAAGGAUGGAAUUCCAUACUGUGAGAUGGACUACCACGCCAUGUAUGGCAUCCAGUGUGAGAACUGCAAGAAGUACAUCACGGGGAAAGUCCUGGAGGCUGGAGAUAAACACUACCAUCCCACUUGUGCCAGAUGUGUGCGCUGUGAGCAGAUGUUUGGAGAGGGGGAGGAGAUGUACCUGCAGGGUUCUUCCAUCUGGCACCCUCCUUGCAGACAGGCAGCACGUAUGGAGGAGAAGAGUAAGAAACAGGUGCGGAUACAGCUCAGUGACCUGCGUCUCAAUGUACCUGAGCAGGUGACCAGGACCUCCUCUGAGAGCAUCACGUCUGCUCCUGCCUCCAGUGCAUCUGGAUCUCCUAGCAGAGUUAUCUAUGCAAAGUUGGGUGAUGAGUUCCUGGACUAUAAGGAUCUUGCAGCUCUUCCUAAAAUAAAGGCAAUCUAUAACAUCGACAGACCUGACAUGCUCUCCUACUCUCCUUAUGUCAGCUACCCUGCAGAGGAGAGGACUUAUGCAGAGUCACCCCAAUUGCUCACCCCUACUCCAACAGAGGGAGAUGGGGAAAAAUCACCCCGUCAGAGGAGACCCUCAAGCCCCAGCUCCAAUAGCUCUUUGGGUGGCUAUGGCCGCUACACCCCCUCUCGCUCACCCCAAACAUACAGCAGACCAGAGCAAUAUCUGAGCAGUAGAUACACCCCACAACCUGGAAGUUCCAACUCGUUGCCCGUGUACUCUGCGGGCAGGUAUGGUGGCCACUGUAGUCCCAGGGACUCCUCUUCACUGCCCAGUGGGGGUAGAAAUACUCCACAGGCAGGAAGCGGGGGUGUGGCUCUCCCCUUAAACCCCACCACCUUGGCCAUGCUCCAACAGCACAACUACAUCCCUUACUUUAGAGGAAUUGAGACAGAAUUCAAACAGGAACCAGUCUCUGAAAGUAAACCUAGGACAGGCCUGCACCUCAAUUUGCCUCCCUACGGUAGUGAAAGUGGCCGCAGUACCCCCAGCCUCUCCACCUACUCCGAUGGCAAAUCUCCAUCUUCUACAUACGUGGCUGCACCUAAGCAUUUCCACAUACCAGAUACUAAAGCCAAAGAUAAUAUCUAUAGAAAACCCCCUAUCUACAAACAGCAUGCAUCCAGAACAUCUUGGCAAGAUGGGGAUGACUCAGACAGAAAGACUAGAACUAGUUGGACGAUUCUAAAGAGUGAGAUUGAUGGACAAUCACCAGACAUUGACCCUAGGACUUCCACCCACAGCCUGCCCACAGACAUGUCUCAGCCCAAUUUCCCCUACAAUAAGUCUGCCUCUCUGCCGGGUUAUGGGCGAAACGGCAUCUACAAGGCAGCUGAUCUUGGAGAAGAUGAUCACGACUCCAACUGGGGAGCAAUGAGAGAGUAUAAGGUUUACCCAUAUGACAUGCUGGCUGUGACCCAUAGAGUCAGAGUGAAGCUACCGCGUGAUGUGGACCGCACCAGACUAGAGAGGCAUUUGUCACCAGAAGAGUUCUUCCAGGUUUUUGGGAUGACCAUUGAACAGUUUGACCGCUUGGCUUUGUGGAAGCGAAACGACUUGAAGAAAAAAGCACGCUUGUUCUAAAAUCCCCCGGCGAACUGCUCUACUCAUCUGGCCUGCGUAUAUGGAGAGAUGAGGGAAAGAAUGAAAUUAUAUAUGCACUUCCAUUCUGCUGCAUACUUGCUGUCAUCUCAUCUCACGCUGAAGAAGAGAGGAACGUGCAGGACGCUGUCACUUUUGCAGCCACAGUGUUAGCCACCUAGCUUUGUGUAAAAGUGCAACACUAUACGUGUCUGAAUGUUGUUCAAACAGGGAGGGAGGAAAGAAUAUGGACUCUAUACACCUCUGCUUCUCUCUUGGGCUGUCUGUUUCUUGCUUAUCUUUGUGAUACCUGCAUUCUGGGCUUCAGAAUAUAAGCCACUUUCUCUAUGUUUUUAUACCGUUGGAAACCAUGCCUGUCUUAUCUGUGUUUGUGUGUAUGCUAGUGAUUUGCUUCUGUGUGUUCUGCUUUUGUCAGAAUGUUGAGGUUCUUUGUUUGCUCUAAUGAAAAAAGCAUUGAAUUUAUUUGAUUGAAAUGUGUACAUCAUUGCCACAUGAAUAUAAUAUAUUACAACACAAUUGUUUCAGUUUUCCUAUGUUUGGCAUUAAUUGUGUUCAUGUAAUAUGCUUUAUUGGUGUGGAAUCUUCAGUAUGUACACAUUUGAGUUAUGCACUGUAAAAAAGGAUUUGUUGUUAACUUAAAGAGGUAAGUAAUAUGGCUGUAAGGUGGUCUCAAUUUGCAGAUGCAUUUGUUUUUGCUGCGGCUUUGCUUGGAAAAUUGCCUUCUGCUACACAUCAUGCUAAAACAGUGGACUGUGAUUGGUUAUCUUACAUGCCAGUCAAAUGGCCCUUUCCAGUAAAAGUAGGUGAUUCUUGGCCGUGUUAUGCCACAAAAUACACAAGAUACAAGAGAAUGUGACCUUGUUAACUUGUUUGAGGUCUUUGAACUUCAAAUACUAAGGUGACAAUUUCUCAUUCAUUGUGGCUGGCAAUAUUUUCUGAAUAACAUGAAAUUCUGGCUUUGCAUGGUAGCAGUUAGAACUGUUUCUGCUGAUGUCAACUUAAAUAACUUUCACCUAGUGUGGUGACAUAAAUAUAUAAUGCACAGUACUUUGUGCAUCUCUCACUAAAAACAAAGCCACUCAGCUCAAAUCAAGGUUUUUAUUGGUUUUGAUGUAUGGUUAUACAUUUAAUUUAUUUAUUAAUUUGUAAAACAAGCAGACUUAAUCAAAAAUUGGUGGGACAUCACCGUUUUACACCUGCUGGCCUGUUGAUCCAAGAGCAAACUAAAAUCAUUUUGAGGCAGCCAGGUUAACCUACUUUAAAAAUAUUAUAAAACCAUUUUUACAGUGUUUAAAUUUAAUGAAUCACCUUUUACAGUGGUUUAUCUUUAUAUGUCUGCGUCAGAUAUCUUCUUCUUCAGUCCGUUUCUCCUCUAAACUGUCUGUUGUCCUUCAUUCGUUUUUGCUUGCCCCUCUCUUCCUCUGCUUCCUUAACACAUGACAAAGUUACAGCUUGGUGUGUGAUACUUAUCGUGCUAUUUGGAGCUCGCUGGAAGCUCAUUCACUCCUCUGGGGCUUCAGCAUGAAUGAGCCAAAGACUCGGCCUUGGCCAGCCAGAGCAACAGGUCAACCACGCUUAGGUCAACUCAACAGUGCACCUUAUACUGCGUUCUUUCUGCCUGCCUUGCCAUCGCUCCCUUUGCUAACAGUUGGAACAUGUCUCAGCCUGUUGCUUUUGCGUGUCUUAUUUUGGAGUGUCCUCACUGUGAGAUUUCAAAUGGAGUUUGCAUCAAAAUCAUGGUGAAUCAAUAAGCUAAAUAUGAUUUUUUGUGCAUUAAUAUCCCUUAUUAUUUAAAGGCAUAAAUAUCAGAUUCAUAUUAUCAAAUGUUAUGGCCACACUGUAGCCUUUUUGAUUACAUUUAACACAUAUAACAUAUAAUGCACUUAAAACUUAUUUUUCUACUCUACUUCUGUCUCCUGCAAAGCUCAUGAAACACUUUAUCACAGUUUGCGUAUGACUGCAGCAUUGACUUUAGCAUGGAGACAUGCCAAGGUUGUAGCAUUUAGCCGCGCUAACCUACGCAGCACUUGUAACGCAUGUGAUUCAGUGAUGCUUCACUGAAAACCAAAUACAGUUGAGUUUUGUUUUCUCUGGUUCUGAAUAAAUGUGUGUGCAAAUAAUAUAUAAAUACCUGGAGCAGUUGCAGUGCCGCUUUGUUGGCUUGCACUGUGUACGGGUGGAAUUAUAUUAGUCAUAUUGAGUACUCCAGUAUCUCCACAUACAUGGGUGGUUUGGUUUUGCUUUGCAUUGUGAACCUGAUUUACUGCAGCCUUUGUCACAUUUUAAUGUGUGAACAUGAAGAUGAACUUCAUUUUCCAGUCAUUCGUUAUGUUUUGGAAAUUGCAAUUGCAACCAAAUGUAACAUGGACUAAAAGCAUUUGUACAUUUAGUCCCAUGAAUGUUGUAAAUGUGAUGCAAGAUUGUAGUUUAAUUAAAAACAGCCCAUCUAAAGCUGCAGUACCAGUUCAGGUACUGUGGAAUCUUAUCAGAUACUAGAGAGUACUACAGACCAACCUGACUCACCAGUGUUUUCUUUUAAAAUGAAAAAAGACACAAUUUUAUUCCUUUCUUGAAUUCUAACCUGUUAAAACCAGAUGUAUAAGGUAAAAGUUCUAUAGGCACAUUUAGUGUCUCAUUUAUUGAAUAUCUUCAUACAUAACUUCUAUAUCAUGUUCUAUAUCGUGAAAUCUUUAUGUUUUAAUAUAUUUUAUUGCACAACAAGGCAAUACACUAUCCAUUGCAUUUCUUAACGUUCCUGUUGAAUGUGCAUAAGCAGCUUAUAUGUGAACAUUUUUCAUGCAGGCAGAUCUGGGCUUUGCCAAUCAUGCCAAAGUUUUCCACUCAUGGUCAGACAUAUUUCUCAUUUUUAGUAUAUUUGUUUGCACAUGCAUACGCAUGCAUAACCAGAAGGCUUCUCCAAUGGACCAUGCUGGGUUGGGUUGCAUGGAAAUUGUGCUUUAGUCUUAUUUGAACAGCUGUAGACGCUUGUGUUUGUGUGUGUAUGUGUAUGUAUGUCAGCAUCCGUCUCUGGGAACGCGUCGGUCGAUCACGUAAGAUAAGUCAAGUACAGAUCUUCAGGCUGCUUCAUUGUUGUUCUCUCCUUGAAAAAACAGUGAAAAUCAGAACUGGGCUUGACCCAAAGCUGAUCAGCUCAUAGAUCUGCUUGCUUUGGUUGAGUCUGUGUUUUAUGAUACCCUGGUUUGCUUUUGAAUUCAACCAUCCAGUGAUGUAAUCAGCAAUUUUAUUUUGUUUUUGUGAUAGAAAACUUCAUGUAAUAAAAAAUGUCUAUCAGAGUGUGUGAAAGUGAGAUAUUGGAGAGUGGCCUAAAUGAGCUAUGAUCAGGGAAUUUUAAAGGCAACACUAAAACCAGUGCAGCCACAUUGCUGAUUAUGGUUCAUACCUUGGAGUGAAUAAGUUUAGCCAAACUAUGUUUUUUAUUUGUAAGUUUGAGACUUUUUUCUGCUUAUUUGUUUUGCGAAACAUGUUGAAUGUAAUACAAAAAAGACAGAGUUGCCAAUCAGUAAAAUUUUGUUUGUUUGACUUUUUUGUUUAUUUGUUUGUUUUUUUGUGCUGUGUAUGAAUUAACAGCUGCAUAUCCUCAGAUACAAAUCUAGGCCAAUGCUGUCAUUUUGAUGUAGUUGUGGCUGAGCAAAAGUUGUAGAUUUGGGGAAUUGUGAAGGUUUAAAAUUAUACUGUUACUAAGCCUUAAUGGCUUUUUCCCUUCAUUUGCUUUGCUGGUUUGCAAAAAGUACUGAUGUUCAUCUUUCAAUAAAUGUUUCAUUCAGCUAG
This is a messenger RNA of Pygocentrus nattereri (red-bellied piranha), 6265 nucleotides long. It is a transcript of the gene ablim2, whose product is annotated as actin binding LIM protein family, member 2. The coding region runs from base 278 to 2458 and encodes 726 amino acids. NCBI's taxonomy places the organism in Eukaryota, Metazoa, Chordata, Actinopteri, Characiformes, Serrasalmidae. Gene Ontology annotation, molecular function: actin filament binding. Gene Ontology annotation, biological process: lamellipodium assembly; cytoskeleton organization. The record is from RefSeq and is a predicted model, not a curated record. Gene Ontology annotation, cellular component: actin cytoskeleton. The transcript is spliced from 24 exons.